This is a messenger RNA of Colossoma macropomum (tambaqui), 1523 nucleotides long. RefSeq names its product olfactory receptor 6N2-like. The transcript is spliced from 3 exons. Lineage: Eukaryota; Metazoa; Chordata; Actinopteri; Characiformes; Serrasalmidae. Gene Ontology annotation, biological process: G protein-coupled receptor signaling pathway. Bases 1 to 1341 code for a protein of 446 amino acids. The record is from RefSeq and is a predicted model, not a curated record. Gene Ontology annotation, cellular component: membrane. Gene Ontology annotation, molecular function: G protein-coupled receptor activity; olfactory receptor activity.
AUGCCAACCGAACCUGACCCGGGGGUACAGGUCCGCCUUUCUAAAGCCUGGCUAGCCAGCUGCAGCCCGCAUGGGGAGAAGAGAAUGCAGGGACCCACACACACACCCUGUAUAUGGAUGGGACAUCUGUACAAGCCCUCAUGGACUCAUGGGAGCACUGUCACCCUGGCCCAUCCUUCAGAUUUCCCCUGGCUCCAGCCCUCCUGUGAACAGCUUCCAGUGUCCUGUGUACACGGGGAUGUGUGCCACUUUCCCACGGCCAGGGGUGAGAUUAUCCCUGUAAGCUGUAAGCUCAACUCUGCGGAGCAACACUGUGCCGCCCUGGAACGUGAAGCUCUUGCCAUCAAACGGGCCAUCGAUGAGUUCUUACCGAGGUUCAUAGACGACUUCAUGGAGAAUGAAAUAGAAUCUUCAAUUAAUAUUACAUACUUAACUCUAGAAGGGCAUAUAGAGUUGGAGAAAUACAGAUAUGUUUACUUUGUGAUUACUCUGAUGGUCUAUUUAUUUAUUAUUUUUGUUAAUGUUGUUGUUAUUUCUGUCAUAUAUAGAAACAAACGUCUUCAUGAGCCAAUGUACAUUUUCAUUGCUGCUUUACUUUUUAAUGCUCUUGUUGGAACAGCUGCUCUUUACCCUAAACUGCUGAAGGAUUUUCUAUCUGAAACGCAGGUUAUCUCUUACGAGGCCUGUACAUUUCAGUCCUUUUUUAUUUACACAUAUGCUGCCUCAGAGUUCACACUGUUAUCAGCUAUGGCCUAUGACAGAUAUGUGUCCAUAUGUAAACCAUUACAAUACGCAACUCUUAUAAAAAUAUCCACUGUUAAAAAGCUAAUAUUUUUCUCUUGGUUUGUGCCCUCAUUGGAAAUGGGUAUUGGGUUGAUACUAACAUGUCAGCUGAAGUUGUGCAAAUUUAAAUUAAACAGAAUAUACUGUAAUAAUAAUGGACUUCUUAAACUGAGUUGUGGAGACACAACUGCAAGAAAUUCUUAUGGACUGUUUGUUUUAGGCGUUGCUGUAUUUCCACCCACAAUCUUUAUCGCCUUUUCAUAUGUUAGAAUACUUCAUGUCUGUUUAAAGAACUCAAAAGAGUUCAGAAGAAAAGCUCUAAAUACCUGCAUGCCACACCUUUUGAUUUUUAUCAGUGUCAGCACUACAUGCUGUUUUGAAGUUAUCAAUAGCAGAAUAGAAGCAAAUAUACCUCAUAUUGUUUCCAUGAUAAUGUCAGUUGAAAAUGCAGUCAUUCCUCCUGUAAUAAACCCUAUUAUAUAUGGACUGAAGCUGCAGGAGAUUUGGAAUAAGAUCAAGAAGAUGAUUUGGAAAAGAAAAACACAUAUAUUAUUUUAAAUGUACAUGAUUUCAGAAUCCUGUUAAUUGUAUAUCUGAGCCUUAAAAAGACAGAUCUACUUUCAUUCAUCACCUGUAGUUUUUCUUGCUUUUCAAUACAUUGAAAACAUCACUGUAGAAGAUAUUAGCCUAUAGUAUCAAUAUGAAUUAAAGAUAGAAUCUACUUUAAGUAGAGCAUUUUA